AUGCAAGAUCUUGCCACGCUGGACUCUCGCAUUGACGAUAGAGCUGUCGCAAAUGGCGAAUCUGGUAUAGCUUUGCUUGGGCUCGUCUUUGGUGCAGCCUAUGCACUUUUCCGCGCAUUUCAGAGGGUUGUACGCGCCCUACACUCAAGACGUGAUCAAGUUGGAACUAUCCCCAAAGACUCUGCGCGCAGACUCGACGCCAUCAAAGCCGAAGGGGUCUUGCAUGGUCAGAAGACUCCACUCAUAGAGCCGAAGUCUUUCGGCGUUUAUCUGGGAAGCAUAGCUGUCCCGCCAACUCAAUGUCAAACUCGGCUUCUGUCGCAGUGGGACUUGGUCGUCCUCGACCCGCAGCAACCAGGAGCAUCAAAUGCGGCGGCUUCCACUUGCACCUCUGAGCAGGUUCUUGCCCGUCUGGAUGUCGAGCAGCUUUCAACCCUGCGCGGGAGCAAUGACGAACCCAUCGGAUGUAGAGGUGUGGCCGGGCUAGCGCAGGUUUUGGCAGCGCAUUGUAGAGCUACACCGCACACUCAUUCGCCUUACACUGGGGUGUUGCUGGCGAAUUGGCAAUCAAUUUGGCAACCACACGUCUUCAACGAGGUCCUUGAAUGCUUGAUUGCACUAAACUUGGACGUCUACCUGGAGAUAGCCCCGCCGACAUACCUCUCAUCUGAUGCAUGCACGAGGAUCGACCUGUCACUUAUUCGAGGCGUCAUCUGUCGCAACGGGACCUUAUCACACGAUGGCAAGUCUUGCGAAUACUACCAGAUGGAUUCUAUGCGCAUUGUUCAGAGGGCUCUAGCUAAGCAUGCCUCGAUGGGCGGGCAUUCCUUCCUCAUGUGGGAGACGGUAGACGAUGGAGCAGAGCUGGCUUACGACGUCGUGAAACGAAGUUUCAACUGGUGCCGCUUCAACACUACGAUCAGCUGGAUAGGCACCGAGACUGCACUCCGCGAUGCAGAAAUUGCUGCAACCAUGACGAUAUCCAGUGAGCCGCUUGGUGCCUUGAUGUGGCUCAAAGGCAGUGAGGUCCUGUCAACACACCAAGUCUGGCGGGAGAACGACAGGGUGAAUAUUUUCAAGGUGGCGGUCUCGAAUACUACUAACGAACACGUCCAGAUCCGGAUCCUUCCCAGUAGCGAUGCUCUCGCGUACGACAAGCUCGAGUCCUUCGUACCUGGCCUUGCAUCUAAACUGGCGCUCUCAUCUCCAUUCAUGUCAGAGGAAGUCAAGAGGCUUUCGUCGUCAGCAUCAUGGGAGCUCACAGCACCUAUGAUCUCACGCGAUAUACAGCUAGAUCCUUUUACGUAUAGUAGAAGCGGUCGCGAGUACCCAGCCCUCGGUCGAUUCCCAAUUGGACAAGAUGCCGAUCCGCAGGAGUUUCUGGAGCUCGUCGAGGGGCAGCGUCGCUUGAAGGACCUUGGAUUUCUCGAACGCAUCACAGUAGACGAGCUUGGUGAGAUGGAGGCCAAGUUGAAAUCUUUCGUGGAGAAGUACGAAGCUCAAAGGAUCAGCCCUGCGACGAUUGUCCAGAUGAGAGAGCUGCUGGAUCUCGUGGCCGCAAGUGACUCCUCGAAGAACGACUCGUUACAAAUCUACACUGGUUUGCAUGCUGGAUUCCGAAAGGGCGAAGCGGUCCAAUUCUGGGGCCUUUACUCUUUCGAGUCAUUUGGAUGUACCAACAUCUAUCUCUCACGAAGUUGCGUGGAUCGCCUGGGGAUACUGCUACACACAUUUCUGUCAAGCAAACAGGUCGAUCGGGCCAACUGUUUCUUGGCGGAGAAUCUGCUCGCCGACCACUGCAGUACCUUCUCUGAGAAGUGGCAGCUGCCAAAGCAAAUCACACAUGAUGUUGAGCAGCUUACGUCGACGGAAGCGACCAUACUUCUGCGGCGCCUAGCCUUGAGUGAAGACUCCGAUUGUCCGCAACUGGCCAAACGGGUACAAUCGUGCUGCGAGUAUCAGCUGAUCGAGGUUCCCUCUCUUACUGCGCUGCGAGAUUUAAACACGAGUGCUUACUUAAGUGGCGAGGUCUCGAUCGAGCAGCUUGUCGACUCCAGACUCACUUGGUACCGUGAACAGGGCUGCCAUCAGCCCGAGCGGGACGCAGCCAUCGCGCUGUUCAAGGAGAUCCAGGCCAGGAUACCCGGGAUGCUUCUUACCCAGGACAGCGAGUUACUGUCACACGUAGAAGCAUGUCUUGACACGGUGCUCCAGAAAGGUGAGAUCGACGCCGCCGCCGACUUCUUCGCGCUGUCGGUCUUCUGCGCAUUCCGGAGGCUAGCCGUCGACGAGAUUUUCCAAGAGGUACGAGACCGUAAUCCUCUGCCAAAUCGCUUCGCAGAUCAAGCAGCCUGCUUCGCCGAGAUGUUCGCCACAGGGUCGCAAUGUGAAGCUUAUCUCGACAUGAAGUCCAUCGCCCUUGGAAGGAUCCUCGCGCAGAAGUAUCACAAUUACUAUCUCAAGCAUCAACCACCACAACGGGACGACAAGACUACAGAACUCCCCACCGCGUAUGCCUCCAAGCUGGUUGAUGAGGAUCCGAGUUCUGGUCGGGUAAGCCCACCACUGCUCUACACAAUUUCCUUUCUGGGGAUAUUCGCAGUGCCAGCUCUAAUUGAUAUCCUCCUGCUCACGACUAUAGGAAGAGGUCUCUACAUCAGUACCUACAUGUCUGACUUGGAGAAGACUUCUGCCACCAUCGGUCUGUUCAUCGGGCUGUUGACGUGCGGCGCCAUCGGUACAUGGAUAGGUAGCGGAGGUAGCUACUACUUCUUUGCGAUGGCAUUCCCAGCGAUGAACAUGUUUGUUCUCACGCGCCUAACUGCUGGAAUUGCUAUUUGCCUCGGACUGGGCAUAGUGGUGUUGGUGGUUGUCGGCAUUGCUGGUUCCUUCUAUGCCGGCUGGAUCUUCUUCUUCUACUUUGCUCUCUUGUCGACAUACUUGACUUUGCUGGCAACCUUGUCGAUCUACCAAGUGCCAGGUUUCGCCUUUCUGUCAGGACGAACGACCGUCGUCGCAUGCAUACCGAUACUGUUCAUCUCGCCUCUGUUGACGCUGUGGAUCGGCCACGACAUUAUAGUCUAUCCCUGUGUUCUGACGGCUUUCCUGGUUUCGCUGGUCUUCGGAGCCCGCAGAGUACUAUCAAAUUGGAGUAAUUGGUAUCUGAGGGUUCCAAUAGUCUCUGAUACUGAUGUUGUCAACUGGUACACUAUGAGCAUGAAGGAAUCUGGGACUCCCCUACCCGAGGGUCUAAACGAUCUCUCCGCCACGCCACUUCCUCGCACGGCACUAACGGCUGCAAUACACAAGGAGCGUCAGCGCUGGCUUUGGUCGAAACCUACCACAGAUGAGCUGGUGCUUAAACUUGCACGUGGAUACGACGGUACCAUGUUUAUCAUGGACUGGUACUGCAAGUACUCGAGGACAAAAAUGCCCUUUCCCUUCAGCCCAACGUGGAAUUGUCAGUGUAAGGCCGCCGUCGAUACGCUCAAGGAUAUGCAGAAAGGACUCAAGCUGCACAACGCCUUCGUACACUGGCGCUUCGGAGGCAAUGAAGUCUGGUGUGGAGUUCUCUACUUCAUCAUUGCGCUUAUGGACAAGUGGGUGGCUCUACUGACUGGUGGCUCUAUCGUCGGGCUUUCAGCGGCCAACAGCAGCAUGUUCCGCCUUGCCGUCGGGUUUGGCUUGACUUACUACCUCUUGGCAGCAGUCUGCCUAGACAGCGUGGCGCAGCCGCUGUGGGCAAUCGCCAACAAGAAGACCGAUCAACCAAUUGACUCCUUGCGCUUCUUGGAAGACGCUGCUCGACAUGAUGCUCGGGCCAGGCGGAAGCUCUAUUGGGGCAACCUCGCGAAGUUCUUCUUCACGCAUGUUUGGGGUAUCUGUAUCACUUGUGUCCUGAUGUGGACCUUUGAGGGAUCAAAAGAUGCAACAAUCAUGUACUUGGCCUAUCUCGGCGCCUAUACCGGCCUUCUUUGGUACCAGUACAACAGGAUAUAUACUGGAUCCUUAGCGAUGGUCGAUCUACUGAUAGCGGCUUCCCUCGGACUGCUGCUAGGGCCGUUACUACGCACUUAUCAUCCUUACUUCCAAUGGAGCAGUGUCAUAGCUCUGACGGUCUCCACGUGGACGGCAGCAGCAUUAUCGAUCCGAACCGCUGAUAUCGGAUGGCCAAGGCCGAGUACGAAGUUCAAACAUGCAAGCACCGAAGUAAAGCCAGCAAUCUACUCCUGCGCUUCGAUAAGCUCAUGCCCAUCUCAUACGGUCUUGUCUGGUACAUUCGAAGCGUGCUGUAGCGUACCAUUCGAAGAACAGUACAGGAUCGAGCCUACCACGUACCCGGGCACUGGAGUCAUGAACAUCCUCACUUCUAAGGAUAUCUCCACAAAGUUCGAGCCUCUUUGUGCUCAGUCAGUGGCAAGCGAAAAUCUUCUGGCUCACGUAGCUACACUCUGGGCACAAGGUAACAUAAUUGUCGAUAUCGUCUCACCUCACGAGGUCCUCAAGGAGGGCCAGGAGAUGAGGUCUAUCAGUCGCACGCUCGGCGACAAGCUGCACGUCUUCGUGUUCGUCUCAUCACCUACCCAAGGGCAGGCUGACGUCCACGGCAGCUGCAUCAUGAUCGUAGAAGCUAUGUGUCGAGCCACGACCCGAGCAGCGCUCCGAUGGACUGACGAGCAGUCGCUCUUAGCCGAGUGCAUCGCCCUUGACGGACAGGCCAAUCUCAGCGUACCCUAUGGCGUGAAGCGGCAGCUCGAGAGAUCAAGGUCAGCUCGAAAGAAGGCCAUUGAGAACAAGGAUGAGGACGAACUUCGUUACCUCCUACUGGGCAUCGACUGUGACACGGAGUGGGACGGUCUCCCGCAAGACAUCAGGAAGUCACUUCUCAAGCGAUGUCGAGGGCAGGUUUGCGCCAUUGAUGAGGAGUCUACAAGCUUCAUCCAGGAGAACUUCUGUGGCAACUCCGGGCUGUCCGGUGCAGAGCACAUUGCACUGUGCAAUCUCGGCGCUACUCUGACAGCAAGUAUCCACGAUCUCGCCCAAGACCUGGUCGAGUCCCAGGACAACGUGGAACAAUUCCAGGAGACCUCUUUGCUCGGUCACCUGGGACGUGCCAAGUUUGUUGGCAAGCGCUCAGGCGCCCGAAGAGGCUUCCUCGAGCGCACCCAAAAGAUACUGAGUUCCACCGUUCACGGACUUCGGCUGUGCAUCAAGUUUGUCGUCAUGUCUCUAGUUGCAGAACCCGAAUUCCAACGAGAGCUGGAGUACGUGCUGGCGAACACAAGCCCGAUUAUACGCUGGCCUGCGAGGAUCCUGCUAAAUGCCAACUGGGGCUACUGCCAUACGUUGCAGAAAAUCGUCAUUCCGUGGUUCCUGAUCUAUCACAACGACGAGUUGUCAUCCCUAUGCAGCAACAUGAAAGGUAUUAAGGUGGUCGUCCGGAACCAUCGGAUUGCGAUCGAAAGUGCCAAUGGACCAUCGACCUGCUUUGUCAAGCCUCACGUUGGUAGCAUGCAGCAACUCCGGCAGUACAAUGGUCGUCAUAAACAAGAGCCGACUACAACUAUAGACCUGGUGGCCGUCAACAUCUAUUCGGACCGCUUGGCAUUGCAGCAAAGAGCCGAAUAUGCCAAUGGAUCAUGCGUCCGCACAUACACCUACGAAUACUCCUCCGGGCAGUCCACAGCAGCGUCCAGGUUGCCCAUUUCAAGGACAUGUAUUGACGGUGACAAACAAGGUCAGCUUCUACAGUACGACCAGAGGGGAUAUGUGACAGCCGGAUCCUACAUCAAGGAUGGCAAUCUUGUCCGCUUCAAGUUCUGGUAUCGCAAGGACGCGAGAUUCGAUGAUGAGCUACUUCGUGCCGAGUUUGCCCUCGAUCAUAUCAGAAUGAGGGUAUCAUGGUGCGUACCGCCGCCAAAACACGCUGACCAACCUGAUAAAUGGCUUCCAUAUACCAAGGUAACGGAAGCCACGUUCGCGGAGGACUCCAAGGUGUAUCGCUGCGUCUGGGAUUACGACCAUAGAUCCCAUCCCGUCAUCAAGACCACUUUGAACGGAAAGCACACUGCGACACCAGCUAUGGUCGCUUUUGACUGGUUCAAGAUCCUCCAGAAACCUACAGAUUGCAGCUUCCUUUCCAACAACCCGCUUUUGUCGAUCAAGUCCACAAACCCAAACUUCCUCUCACGCUUGCUUCGAACCAAUGUUCAGUGGUAUCCGGUAUCUACCACGCUCGCUCGGACACACCUGUGGAAGACAUGGAAGGGCGGUAAAAACUUUGAUGCCGUGACUACACGGUGGCUGGAUGAGAGAGCGCUUCGUGCGGAUCGAGUCCUCAAACCAUACUGGAGACGCCGUGACUUGGGUCGCUUAGAGGCCGCAAAGACUUACUUGAACACAUACGCAGACGCCAUCAUGGCGACUACCGACGUCGAUCCAGACGUCAGCUCAUGGUGCUCGACGCUGACGUUUAAGUAUAGCGACUUGGCAAGUUUUGGCCAGGGUGGUGAUACGAGGAUCAACACACGGAGUCAGUCAACCCAGCUGAGUGACAGUCAAGAUACACUGCACGUGCUUGCUAUGGACACUGGGACAUGGCCCAUCGAGGGCGGUGGUGUCUCUGCCUGCCGUCGUGACAUGGUCAACGAUCUUACGACCAUUCGCUGGCACGUCCUCGCUGAGUCGGCGAACGACUUCAGCGUUCCGAAGUUUCAGAUCGAGAAGAACGUCCAGUCUCUGACUUUGUUACCUCUCUGGGGCCUCGACUUUCUUACCCCUACCCACGGGGUCUUCCAGGACUCCCUAGAUUCUGCAAUACAGCAGAGACUAUACAGCACGACGGACGCUGACAUUAGGGAGAACUUCUUCCCGAUCUUAACGAGUCUGGUCAAAUGCUCACGGGCGGUCAACUUCACUCGCGAGCACAUAGACGAGUCUACUGCCGCCCUAGUCGCCCUGAAUGCCUACUUCGAAGUCUCGCGACAUUGGAGUGAGGUCUGGACAAGCAAACUGGUCAAACAGAAAUGGCGCGAACUCUGGCUCAACGACGAUGUGGAAAAUGCCAUUCCAAUAUCUCAAUGGCUGGACGCUGAACAUCCGACGCUGCUACACAUGGAUAACGCCCUCGACAUGUGGCAUCGAUACCUCUUCAUCUUCUCCCUGCCAGUCCCAGCCAAGAUCCCAGACAUCUUUCAAGCCUCCCACCAUUUUGCUGGCGCCUCAUACGGUAUCCUCUGCAAGGUCUUACGCAACUGCAGCUUCCAUGUCUGGGAUCACUGCAUUAGUUGGAGGGAAGUGACUGUCUUCCUCUCAUCGGCUAUGUCCUUCGACUCUCCUUUUGUCUGCACGGCGCUGAUGAGUCUCUCUCGGAUGACAUCGGUCCUCAUCCUGCACCACGCGGAUGUGGUCUUGCCUUGUGCAGACUUCUUCAACCCUGGCUGGGAGGUCGAACAUGGAACGCAGGAGGGAACGCUCCAGCACCGCAACUCUUUCAAGAGAAAAAUCGACCCGGUAGUGAAUGGCAUUUGCAAUCCUGAAAGCUUCAAGCCAACGAAGGAAGUCAAAACGAAGAAGCCCACUGUGGUUAUGUUAUCGCACGUCCGCUUUGUAAAGGAUAUCAAGAACGCCAUCCUCGCUGCCGAUCUGAUAGUCAACGAGUGGGGCUUCAAAGACUAUCAGCUCGAUAUCUACGGUGAUAUGGAGAAGGCGCCAGCGUACUCGGUAGAGUGUAAGGAGAUCCUUGCAUCCAAGGGUCUUCGCGACCAUGUGGCGCUCAAAGGACUUGGAAAGCCAUCAGCUGUGCUGGAAACGGCGUGGCUCUUUUUGAACUCAUCCAUCUCCGAGGGUUUGCCUUUGGCUAUGGGUGAAGCGGCACUUACCGGCGUACCUGUCGUGUGUACCGAUGUUGGCGCAUCAUUUCGUGUCGUUACGGAUUCCCGGACUUGGAAAAAGCUGAGCGCCUGCGUCGCACCUAACGACUCGUACUCCCUCGCCAAAGCCCAGAUCGACGUGCUUGCUAUGAUCGACGAGUGGGCCGAGUACACGGGCGAGACAGAGGAUGAGCGGAAGAAUCUCCCAAAGAUCUCACUCCAUCCGACCAAAGACGAAGUUACUCGGAUCACGGAAAGAAUGUACUCGAAAUCCGAUCAACGGCGCAAGCUAGGUCUGUUAGGCCGGGAGAAUUGCCUCAACAGCUUCUCAAGCGACCGCUACCUGCGGGAACACGAACAGCUGUUAUGGGUUGGGAAGCUACUGGCUCCGAGCUUCCGGUCUAGGAGUCUGGCAGCGAACCCAUACGUUCUCACGCUCGAAUCGAAGGACGAGAGUACUGCCUAUACGGUUCAGGAUGAAGACAUCUGGUCGGCGACAGACGCACCAGCGGACAAGACGAAAUCCCAAAGAUGGAGCUCCCGAGCUGCAUCGCCUUGGUCAAGAGCAGAAUCUCCAUGGAUGUUCCAGAGGGCGACAUCCGCCCGAUCUUUUGUCAGAGCGCCAUCGCCUUGGGCUCGUCAAUUGGAGUCCGUUCCUGGGUACAACAUAUCACGAGGGCCAUCCCGUAUGGAUGAUGAUUUAGAGGCGGUAUGGGAGACGGACUCGAGGCCGGAGUCGAUUCGUGGAUUGACCUCACGACUUGAUGUAUAA
This is a messenger RNA of Recurvomyces mirabilis, 8643 nucleotides long. RefSeq lists its product as uncharacterized. The transcript has 4 exons. Bases 1 to 8643 code for a protein of 2880 amino acids. The record is from RefSeq and is a predicted model, not a curated record. Lineage: Eukaryota; Fungi; Ascomycota; Dothideomycetes; Mycosphaerellales; Teratosphaeriaceae. Gene Ontology annotation, molecular function: glycosyltransferase activity.